UUUUGAAUAAACGAUAACGCAAUAACGCAAUCGAAGUGAAUUUCGUUAUCACGGAGUAAUGCAAUUCAUCACUUUAAUAAUUCAGUACAGCUCGGAAAGAUUAUUGAUAGGUAAAUUUCUGCUUUGUUAGUAGAUUUUUUAUUCACAGUUUUCACGCGUGUAAGAGAAAUCGUGGAAAGAUGAAGGCCUGGUCUGACGCGGCGAGUUUGAUAUUAGCAGCACGUCACGGGCAAACGUACAGUCGCAUGGUGUCGCCUGCAAUCCACAAUUACAAGCUGCUAUGCCUGAAGCGUCAUCAAAAGUCGAGUUUCAUGCCAGGGUUAUACGUCUUCCCGGGUGGCACAGUGGACCCAGCUGAUGUCAAUCUGAAAUGGUACGAAUAUUUCAGUACUUUCGGUCUGGACAAUGAUAGGCUUGCAUCUCUGGUACCAAAAACCGUGUCGCGGCCGCAACUUUUUCAAUCAAAGGAGAACGAGUUGCUCAGAGAAAUCUCGCUACGCAUUACGGCGAUUCGCGAGACCUUUGAGGAAUGCGGGAUACUGCUAUGCAGACGUAAAGACGGCGAUGCUCAUUCUAGUUGGGCUGAGCACGUAUCAAUUCCUGAGGGCGAGCUGCAAACGUGGCAGAACAAAGUCCACAAUGAUGCGACGGAAUUUCUCAAUCUCUGUCAGAAGUUGGAGUGUUAUCCGGACUUAUGGGCGCUAUAUGAAUGGAGGAAUUGGUUGGGACCUACGUAUGAGCGCAAGAUUAAACGCUUCAACACCGCUUUUUACUUGGCUUGCAUACCGCAUAUGCCACACGCUGAAUAUGAAGCUAUAGAAAUGGAGGAUCUACAAUGGUUCUCUCCGGAGGAGUUUUCUUCGACAUGUUUCGGACCGCCGCAACAGAUCGAGAUUGCCAGGUUGACCAAAAUUAAAAGUAUAGAUAAUCUCCUGGAUAUCGCCAAGGAACGCAAUAAAAAAGGCGUGCAAGAGCUGUAUUUACCGGUAGCGGUGCAAUUGAAGGAUGGUAUCGUGUUUGUCAUCCCUGAAGAUACGAUGUACCCGAAGGAAAUUGAGUUGUAUGAACAACAAAUAAUCGAUAAAUCGGAUAUUACUGUAGAUGAAUUUGAGAAGAUAACCCUGAUAAAAAACAGAAUAAUAUUUCUCGACACGCAAGUUAACAUAAUUUUUACCGAUAAUGGCAAAGAUAAUCGCGUGGUAUUUCCAAGACCUGGAUAUCAUUCAAAUAGAAAUGUGGAAUCCAAAAAUAAGCUUUAAGAUGAAUAAUAGAGAAACAAAUUCGAUUUCGGUUUUCAGAUAAUUUGCUCGAAGAAGAUAUUUUUAAAUAUGUUUAAGUGUUGAACAAAUGUUAAACAUUGUAUGAUUUGGUAAGGGGUUGUCAUUGUCGGCAGAAUGUUUCUAAAAUAAUGAUAAAAUAAUGACUUGUAAA
Messenger RNA from Trachymyrmex septentrionalis, 1431 nucleotides. Its product is annotated as nucleoside diphosphate-linked moiety X motif 19-like. Lineage: Eukaryota; Metazoa; Arthropoda; Insecta; Hymenoptera; Formicidae. The coding region runs from base 180 to 1259 and encodes 359 amino acids. Gene Ontology annotation, molecular function: hydrolase activity, acting on acid anhydrides, in phosphorus-containing anhydrides. The record is from RefSeq and is a predicted model, not a curated record. Gene Ontology annotation, cellular component: mitochondrion. The transcript is spliced from 5 exons.